This is a messenger RNA of Cylicocyclus nassatus, 681 nucleotides long. Lineage: Eukaryota; Metazoa; Nematoda; Chromadorea; Rhabditida; Strongylidae. The record is from the annotation of a GenBank genome assembly.
AUGCGAUUCUUGCCCCGAACCUUGUCCAUAGAUGACGUCAUGCAGAUGGUUGACACUGAAGAUGGUGACAUUCUUGUGCUCACGGAUCUUGUCCGGGAAGAAUCGGGUAUCAGCCAGAACUCUGGUGCAACCACGUCUUCGAGUGAUGAAAGCAAUAGUCAUGUAGUAAUAUCAAAAUCAUUCGAUGCAAAUCUUUUCCAAAGAACUCGGUUGGAACUGCCAGAGACACUGCAGCCCGGCUAUUCUAGUCUGGGUCGGCUACGGCUUUCCCCAUCACGGCCAUCGGUUGUCGACAUAGAGGCCCUAGAAGAGCUUGAAGAUCGCAUAGCACUUGGGCAAGCUAGCCCCAUUGAUAGUUCAGUGAGAUUUAGAUCCAGCACUUUGUUUGAUCACAAUGAUUGCUCAGGGGCACAACUGAGCGAAGAAGCCAAGAUUAAUGAUCAGAUUAUAAAAACUGAGGCUCAAGCAAUGGCGAAGCCCCGUUCUCUAAUACCCGAGCAAGUUCCCUCUACCGUGGAAGAAUGUGAAGAGCCAAGUGAAAGCAGCCAUGCUUUGUCGAUGGAAGAAAAUACAGACAGUCCACCAACAAGAAGGAGCCGACUACAUUCAAUGUUCAGUAGUAUUCUUCGUCGGAAGUCCAAGGAUAUGUCAAGCCCACGAUCGGAAUCGGAUCCACCUUAG